Sebastes umbrosus (honeycomb rockfish) is the source of this 1914-nucleotide messenger RNA. RefSeq lists its product as uncharacterized. NCBI's taxonomy places the organism in Eukaryota, Metazoa, Chordata, Actinopteri, Perciformes, Sebastidae. The coding region runs from base 303 to 1406 and encodes 367 amino acids. The record is from RefSeq and is a predicted model, not a curated record. The transcript is spliced from 2 exons.
UGAAGUCCUGGGGGCUUAUAAUAACUGUUCUGGGAAUAGUUUAAUUUUAACCAGGGGUUAAAAUGGGAAAGAGUGGAAGCAAGAUCAACGCAAAGGGACCUGCUUCUCAGAUGGAAAAUAUUUAAGGGCCCAGGGUCCUAAAACAUUUAAAGCAAUGGAAACAAUGGGGAUUUCCUGUUAAUGGAAGUCUUAAGAAACAAGACUUAACUGAUCUUAAAGAAAAAAUUUAAGAGAAGGCGGGUGGUAAAGAAAGUAAAUUAAAGAAAUAUGGGAUUGAGGAAUGGAAAGUGUGGAAUAGAGAGAUGUUAAAAAGAGUGGAUGUGAUGAGGGAUAGAGAAAGCAGAGGUAAAAAGAAAACGAAGGAAGGUACUGGACCAAUUCACUCCCCUGAGUCUAUUUGUUUUUCAGAUAAACACUGCGAUGAUGAAUUAGUGACCUCCCGAGGACGAAGGCCACCCCCUCAUGCACCUCCUGCUGGCUCUGGUGUCAACUACCGACCGAAGGUACCUCCACCACCCUACGGAGACCCUGCCGAGACCACUGGAGAUGGAAAUGAGACCCAGGGAGCUGCGGCCGAAGCCUUGGACGUCCUCACCCAAGUCCACUACCCUCAGAUUUCCCCUCCCAGGAAAACAACUUACCAUUUUGCCACUGAACUGAUCAACAGUCCUACUGUAUUGAAUCUGAAGGAAGCUAUCCUCACUCCCGAAGUGGUGCACAAGUCAGUGCGCCUCCCUCCACCUGAACCUGUUCCCUCUAGCAUGACCUGCCAGGUCAUGCCCAUGAUUGAAGUGCCUAACCCAAAUGUAGGGGAAGGUCAACCUGCUACCAUGUAUGUCUAUAGGCCAUGGACAUUCAGGGACAUUAAAGAAGUAAUGGCCGGUGUAAAACAUCCAAGAAACAUUGGGGGACCCGAAUUUGUCAGAGAUGUGACAUAUUUGGUCCAACAGUACCGACCAAACGGCCCUGAGCUUCUUCGACUUCUCCAGUACAAACUGGGACUGGAAAUGGGAGAUGUCCAGGGUGACUGUAACCCCUUAACUGCCGAAGGGACACAUCGUAUGUUUGACUGGACUAAUGGCAGUGAAUACAGAGUGGCAGUGGAGGCCCUGUUGGGCCGUUUUUCAACACACUACACCCGGCGAAUGGACUGGGCCGUCAUUACAAACUGCACCCAAGGAAAAGACGAAACAUGUGAGGUCAUGCCCAUGACUGAAGUGCCUAACCCAAAUGUAGGGGAAGGUCAACCUGCUACCAUGUAUGUCUAUAGGCUUUGGACAUUCAGGGACAUUAAAGAAGUAAUGGCCGGUAUAAAACAUCCAAGAGACAUUGGGGGAUCUGAAUUUGUCAGAGAUUUGACAUCAUUGGUCCAACAGUACCGACCAACCGGCCCCGAGCUUCUUUGACUUCUCCAGUACAAACUGGUCCAGGAAAUGGGAGAGGUCCAGGGUAACUUUAACCCCUUAACUGCCGAAGGGACACAUCGUAUGUUUGACUGGACUAAUGGCAGUGAAUACAGAGUGGAAGCCAAGGCCCUGUUGGGCCGUGUUUCAACACACUACACCCGGCGAAUGGACUGGGCCGCCAUCACAGACUGCACCUAAGGAAAAGACGAAACAUGUGAGCAAUACCACCACAGACUGUUCCCCAUUUUUCAGCACAACUCAGGCAUGAAUUUGCCUGCAGGACAGGCCUUUGGUGGGGCCAGCGAUACACCUUUUGAACAACAAUAUAAGCAUGUGUACAUCAAAGGACUGAGAUCAAAUGUGCACAGACUGCUGAAAACCAUCUGCAUCACAUGGGACAACUGCAGGUUUUCUGUAGUAAAAGAACAUAUGGUGCACGCCGAAAGGACAUUGAAAGACAGAGAAGAGGAGAGGGCCAGGAGGAUGGACAAGGACAAAAAGAAGAACA